Piliocolobus tephrosceles (Ugandan red Colobus) is the source of this 1725-nucleotide messenger RNA. It is a transcript of the gene SAGE1, whose product is annotated as sarcoma antigen 1. Lineage: Eukaryota; Metazoa; Chordata; Mammalia; Primates; Cercopithecidae. Gene Ontology annotation, cellular component: integrator complex. Gene Ontology annotation, biological process: snRNA 3'-end processing. The transcript is spliced from 12 exons. The record is from RefSeq and is a predicted model, not a curated record.
AUGUGGUCUUCUCCACUUCGAAUGAGUCAACUAACUCCACCUGAAGAACUUCAUACUGUUGCCUAUGUGUUUACAAAUGGUGGGCCGCAAAUGAGGAGUGAUGAAGUAAAUCCGGUUGCAAAAGGGCAUCGAAGCAAAAAGAAACAUUCCAGAAAAUCCAAGAGACACUCUUCAUCUAAGAGAAGGAAGAGUAUGUCCCUGUGGUUAGACAAACAGGAAGAUGCUGCAGUCACUCACAACAUCCAUGAAGAGAACAUAAAUAACAGCCAACCAGCAACUGAUAACAUCUUGUCAACUGCUCCACCAUGGCUUGAUGCUGCAGUCACUCACAACGUCCAUGAAGAGAGGAUAAAUAACAGCCAACCAGCAACUAAUAACAUCUUGUCAACUGCUCCACCAUGGCUUGGUGCUAUGGCAGCAGCAGGAAUUUCGUCCAUGAGUACGAGAGAUCUGUACGCUCCCGUCAAUCACAAUGUCCAUGAGGAGGGGAUGGAAAAUGGUCAACCCCAACAAGAUAAUGUCGUGUCAAAUGUUCUGUCAGGGCUUAUUAAUAUGACAGGAGCUGGUAUUCCAGCGAGGAGUACCAGGGAUCCGUAUGCUACCAUCACUCACAACAUCUGUGAAGAGAGGAUGGAAAACGGCCAAUCCCAAACUGAUAAAGUCUUCUCAACUGUUUCCCCAUGGCUUGUUCAUAUGGCUGCAGCUGGUAUUCCAUCCAUGAGUACCAGAGAUCUGUAUUCAACUGUUUCUCACACUAUCUGUGAAUAGAAGAUAAAAAAUGAACAAAUAACACCUGAUAAAUUCUUGUCUACUAUUACAGCGGGGCUUAUGAAUUUCACAGGGGCUGGUAUUUCACUCAUGAGUACCAGGGAUCAGUAUGCUACCAUCACUUACAAUGUCCCUGAGGAGAGGAUGGAAAAGGGCCAACCCCAACCUGAUAACGUCUUGUCAACUGCUUCAACAGGGCUUAUUAAUGUUGCAGGAGCUUGUGGUUUUAUUGUAUUGUCUUUCAUAGAUGACACCGCCACUCACAAUGUCCAUGAGGCGAAGAUGAAAAAUGACCAACAGGCACCUGAUAACUCCUUGUCAACAGUUCCACCAGGGUGUAUUAAUCUGUCAGGAGCUGGCAUUUCAUCCAGGAGUACCAGGGGUGUGUAUUCUGCUGUCAUUCACGAUAUCCAGGAGGAGGAGAUGGAAAAUGGUCAAAUCCCUCCUGAUGGCCUCCUGUCAAAUUCUGAUUCACCAGAGCUUAUAAAUGUGACAGGAGAUCGUAUGCCACCCGAUGCAUUGGGUUCUUUCUCUUACGACUUCACAAGUCUCAGCAAAGAUGAGCUGAUUUACAAACCUGAUAUUAAUGAAUUUGCUGUAGGCACCAAAAACUACAGUGUCUCUGCAGGUGACCCACCAGUCACAGCAAUGUCUUCAGUGGAAACUGUGCCAAAUACACCACAAAUAUCUCCUGCCAUGGCAAAGAAAAUUAAUGAUGAUAUAAAAUAUCAAUUAAUGAAAGAAGUUCGAAGGUUUGGGCGAAAUUAUGAAAGAAUUUUCAUUUUGCUUGGAGAGGUACAAGGAUCUAUGAAGGUCAAGAGACAAUUUGUUGAAUUUACCAUCAAGGAAGCAGCAAGGUUUAAAAAAGUUGUCUUAAUUCAGCAACUCGAGAAGGUGCUUAAAGAAAUAGAUUCCCACUGCCAUCUCAGAAAAGUUAAGCACAUGAGAAAAAAAUAA